AAAACGCUGAGUGAGCCGGGGAGGGGCUCCUUAAAGAAACGCUGCCAUCGCUGGCAUUUUUUGGCCAUAAAGAAUUCGGGUAACUGCGUCCUUCAUCCCACUGGAAAAACUUUGGGGGCAGCUCCUGACUUUGCAGUGUGACAGGAACAAAGAGUCAAAAAAGCUGUCACCAGUGAGAGCUAUAACCCCGGCUGCCUGCCCUCCCUCUCCUCUCCUAAGUGCUGGCCACCUCGGCUUCCUUUGUGUCUGUGCCUGCUACCCAGGCGGGUGUAGUAGUGCUAGAUCAUGCCCAGCUCGCUGUUUGCAGAUAUGGAGAGGAGUGGGAGCGGUGGAGGAGGCGAGACCUUGGAUGACCAAAGAGCUCUACAGAUAGCCCUUGAUCAGCUCUCCUUGCUGGGACUGGACAAUGACGAGAGCUCAAUGUACGACAACGAGCCCCGGAAAAAGAGCGUCAACAUGACCGAGUGUGUCCCGGUGCCAAGCUCAGAACAUGUGGCAGAGAUUGUGGGCAGGCAAGGUUGUAAAAUCAAAGCUCUGCGGGCAAAAACCAACACCUACAUCAAGACCCCAGUCCGUGGGGAGGAGCCUGUCUUUGUUGUGACUGGGAGAAAGGAAGAUGUAGCCAUGGCUAGGAGAGAGAUCAUCUCAGCUGCUGAGCACUUCUCUAUGAUCAGAGCAUCACGGAACAAAAAUGCAUUGAAUGGUGGAGGUUCAGUGCCUGGACCCCCCAACCUCCCUGGACAGACCACCAUCCAAGUUCGUGUUCCUUAUAGAGUGGUGGGGUUAGUGGUGGGACCUAAAGGUGCCACUAUUAAAAGAAUUCAGCAGCAGACUCACACUUACAUUGUCACCCCAAGCAGAGAUAAAGAGCCUGUGUUUGAGGUGACUGGAAUGCCAGAGAAUGUGGAUAGAGCUCGAGAGGAAAUAGAGGCUCAUAUUGCUGUUCGCACUGGAGGAAUUAUAGAGCUAACUGAUGAUAAUGACUUUCAUGCAAACGGUACUGAUGUUGGCUUUGAUCUGCAUGGCACUGGGAGCUUAUGGAGCAAACCAACUCCUGGCGUUAACCACAGCACAGGGUCACGCAAGGCUUUCUCUAACUACCGCAAUGAUAGCUCAAGCUCCCUUGGAAGUGCCUCUACUGACUCUUACUUUGGGGGAACUAAUGGUACUAGGCUUGCAGACUACAGCCCGCCCAGCCCUGCUCUCAGCUUCACCAAUAAUGGUAACAACAAUAAUAAUGUGAAUGGCAAUGGAUAUGUGUAUACCAGCGAGAGCAUCUCACCUGACUGCACUGACCUGAGUUUUGAUUCAGGCUUUGACCCCGCUCCUGCUCCUCCUGGCUCAACUUUGCUAUGGUCCCAGUUUGAACGCACUUCUGGCACUACAACCUCCAGUGUUCCACCAAUUUCUACCUACAAUGCUAAUGGGCUGCUGACAAAUCACAGGCGGCUUAAUGGGGUAGGCUGCACCGCUCCACCAAGGCUUUCCCCUCCUUUGCAUGGCAGCAAUGGGGUCUCAGAGCAUCCUUUAGCACGCAGGGUACGCAGUGAUCCUGGAGGUGGUCUGAGCUACUCUGCUUACAGCAACAUGGGAUCUGACUCCUCAUCUUCCUCCUCCUCCAGCAGCAGUUCUUCUUCCAGCUCAUCUUCCUCUUCAUCUGGCAUGAGGAGGAAAGGCAGCCGCGACUGCUCAAUCUGUUUUGAGAGUGAGGUGAUCGCUGCCUUGGUCCCCUGCGGGCACAACCUGUUCUGUAUGGAGUGUGCAAACCGCAUCUGUGAGAAGAAUGAGCCGCAGUGCCCAGUGUGCCACACUGCAGUCACUCAGGCCAUACGCAUUUUCUCUUAGAACAAACGCUCAAGCCUUUGAUAUCUAUUAAAUAUCAUGAAAAAUGAAACACAUGCCCUGAGGCUACAUUCCCACUUGUAUGGUGAAAUACACGUGCAUGUGUGUGUGUAUAUAUAUUAUUUUCAAGAUUUUAUAAUAUAUUAAUAUAUUAUAAUAUAUUAAUAUACAAAUAUAUAUAUAAAUAUAUAUAAUCGUAUAAUAUUGCUUAAUGUGCCCUAAAUUGUGCUAUUUAAAAGAGGCAUACCAGUCUGUGCUAUUGUUUAAUUAACUGCUGCCUAUAGUAGCUUUUAUUGUAGGCACCAAAGAUAUUGAUUAAUUUACAGAAGGGAAGAUGUCAAGUUGUGUAUGUCUCUUUAAGCUUCCCCUACCUAUUUUGUGUAUUGUCAAAAACAUGCUCUGUUUUUUUACCUGUUCUCUUUAGUAUAAAAAUAAAACACCUGCAGGAAUUUUUUUUUUAAAAUGCACUCACUACAGAAGCAAUAUUUGUGCAUUUCCUGAUAUUUUCCUUCAUUUCUAGUGUGCCCUCUGAGCCUGUCUUGGAAUUUUAGUGCUUUCUUAGUCACAUAACCAAUAAACUAUCAGAGCUGAAUGUCACUGUGUUCUCACAUGACCUUUUCAGCCCUGAAUGUGUUAACUCAUCAAGGCUGGGGCACCUAAGAAAAAAGGCCAUUGCUUUAUUUGAAUUAGACCACUGGUUUUCAAACCUGUCCUCGGAGCACAUUUUGAGGAUAUCUGAACUGGAGCACAGGUGACAUAAUCAUCUGAUUAGUUAACGGUUAUUUUACCUGCUCUCAUCCAAGGUAAUCCUGAAAACCUGGCCUGUUGGGGCAGCCUGAGGACAGGUUUGAACACCAGUGAAUUAGACUGAAUACCCAAGCAAGUGGGAAUGUAGCUUUUAAAGCUGUAGUAUCACAUAUUUAAAGGGAACUUACAGGAGCCCUUUCCAUGUUCGUAUAUUGUAGCCUGGAAAGACAUAUUCACAUCUAUUGCAUGUUAUAAAUAUGAAUACUUACAUCAUAGUAGCAGUAGUUCUCACACUGUACUGUUAGACUCUUCCAAACACAUUUUUAUUUAAUUUGAACUACAUCAUAUGUGUGGGCUGUUAGUAAUGUGUCCCUAUUUGCUAGUAGUUCAUAGAAUGCUUAUUACAACAAGCUGUCUUAAUCAGUGGUUGAAUGCUUUUUUUUUUUUAUAUAUAAUCUAUAUUCCCUUUCCUGAAAGAACAAAAUUUAGUUCCUGUGACAAACCAUGAUACUGCAGCUUUAACAAAGUAAUAUUAAACUGUAACAUAUCUUCUAAAUAUAUAUAUAAAUAUAAAAUGCAUUUAAAAUUUUAAAGAUGAAUUGCAUUAAUACAGAUGGAAGUAUUUUAUUCUUUUUUGACUUGAAGAAAUUAUAUUUCAUAUUGCAAAGAUGUUUACAAGUAUUUUAAUUUAAGUUCAGUGAACUUUUUUUGUAGCUGGGUUAAAUCUUUUUAUUUUUAGUAUGGCCGUAUGGCAAAGAACACUGUAUUAUUUUAAUAUCACACAGUUGUAGAUGGGGAAAUACAAACCAUAAGUCGCGUAAUGCUUUGAACAGUAUUCUGUUGGGGUGGAGAUUUUUAUAGGUUCUAAAGAAAAGAAAAAAAAUUACAAAAAAUUCUGCUUCACCCAGCAUUCUUUUUUCUAUUCUGUGAUAUAAAGCAUAUUUUAUUCUAUAUUAUUACAAAAAAGGAAAUGUAUAAACAUAUUACACCAACAAGAAGAAACAGUUGACUGCUUUCUAACCUUUGUAUAAAUAAAUUUCAGUGGAAUUACAAAAUUCAGUUGCACCACUAUAGUUUUCGUAUUUCUAUUUUAAUACAUUUUGUUUACCACUUUGUGUAUAUGUAGGUGAUGUUACUUGAGCGUAAUGUACUUUACUGAGCAAAGUUUUAAAAAAAAAAAAAAAGUAUAUUUUAUUUUAUGAUAAAAGGUCUUUAACCUCAUGGUCAAAUACUAAUAUUAUAUUUGCUGAGACAAGAUUUGAAAUUGUAUGAAGAGUUUUAUUUUUCUGACAUUUUAAAGUUCUACAUAAUAAAGUUAAAACUUAAGUAAUGGUGCUACUUCAUGUUUUUUUAAGUAUUUCUAUAUAAAUCAAAUAAUAAAAAAAAUCCAGAAAUGA
Bombina bombina (fire-bellied toad) is the source of this 3986-nucleotide messenger RNA. It is a transcript of the gene MEX3B, whose product is annotated as mex-3 RNA binding family member B. Lineage: Eukaryota; Metazoa; Chordata; Amphibia; Anura; Bombinatoridae. The record is from RefSeq and is a predicted model, not a curated record. Bases 286 to 1845 code for a protein of 519 amino acids. The transcript has 2 exons. Gene Ontology annotation, molecular function: RNA binding.